AAGUUGGUUACCUUUCAGUGGAGCAAGCCCUUGCAGACUAUGCUGUCCUAUUGACUGAUCUUAAGAUUCAGUUUAAGGCCACAGAGAUUAUGGUGGAAUACUGAGUGCUUACAUGAGGUUCAAAUAUCCAAACGUAGUUGAUGUUGCCUUAGCAGCCAGUGCUCCAAUUUACAUGACCACUUUCCAGGGUAGUGAAAGAGACUCAUUCUUUGCUGCAGUGACAGAGGACUUUUUAAAUGCUGAUGCUAAUUGUCCAGGUUAUGUUAUUAUGGCUUUUGAAAUGAUUGAGAUGCUGAAAAAUCAAGGAUCAAAAGGACUUGCUGAAAUCUCAAGGAUAUUUAAACUCUGCAAACCACUCAAGUCAACAGAUCAGAUCCCUCACAUGUUACAUUGGAUUCGCAAUUCUUUCACAACCCUAGCCAUGUGUGAUUAUCCUUACCCUACACACCUCCUGGCUCCACUUCCUGGGCAUCCUGUGAACUUGGCAUGUAAAAUGAUGGCAAGUGCAUCAUCCAAGGUUGAAGGUCUGGCUGAGGUCACAGCUUUAGUCUACAAUGGCACUAAUGGUACCCUGACUUGCCUUGAUCCAGAUACAGAGUACAUCAAAUGUGCAGACCCCACUGGGUGUAGCCUGGGUUUAGACAGCCUUGCACAAGACUAUCAGGCUUGUACUGAGCUCACUCUUCCAGCUGGUUCUAACAACAAGACAGACAUGUUUCCACCUCUGCCAUGGACUCCAGAAAUGAUUGCAACAUACUGCAAGAAAAAAUGGGGUGUGGUACCUCAACCUAACUGGGCACCCAUACAGUUCUGGGGAAAAGAUAUAUCUUCAUCUUCUAAUAUUAUUUUCUCCAAUGGUGACCUGGAUCCGUGGAGAACUGGAGGGGUGUUAGAAGAUGUCUCACCAACACUGGUGGCACUUCUGGUCAGAGGUGGAGCUCACCAUCUUGAUCUGAGAGCAUCCAAUCCACUGGACCCUCCUACAGUGACACAAGCACGAGAACGAGAACUGGAACUGAUUCAAAAAUUCUUACAAUAGAGCAGGAUAAUUUUAAUGGACAACAAUAACAGUUUUUGUAUUACUCUAAAUAUUUUUUGUAUGCAUUAAUUCAAUAACAAUCAGACUUGUCUAUCGUUUGAUUUUUUUUAAAUGAUAGAAAAUAGAAAAGGUAUUUUUAAGAAAUGGUUGACAGUUGAGUCACUUUCAGGGUGCAUAACUUCAGAUAAAAUUUUCAUAGCAUAGAACUUACUAAUUAGGAAUUAGAAUUUAAAUAGAGAAUUUUAUAUUAAUUGAUUUCAUGCAAUGGAUGAAAUUCAAAAGCCUUGUACAAGAUUAAUGCUGUUGAUGAAUGUUAAAGAACAAUAAACUGUCUGAAAGGAA
Messenger RNA from Pocillopora damicornis (cauliflower coral), 1381 nucleotides. Its product is annotated as dipeptidyl peptidase 2. NCBI's taxonomy places the organism in Eukaryota, Metazoa, Cnidaria, Anthozoa, Scleractinia, Pocilloporidae. Gene Ontology annotation, molecular function: serine-type exopeptidase activity; dipeptidyl-peptidase activity. The record is from RefSeq and is a predicted model, not a curated record. Gene Ontology annotation, biological process: proteolysis.